AUGGGUGACCAAAAAGUCCCUUACGAACACCUCCCGAUCCCUACCUAUGAAGAAGCAACCUCCUCUCGCCCAUCAUCCUCGCAAUCCCGCCUCGGACCUCGAGAGGUAAGUGACGAUGCAGAAAGGCAGGGCCUCCUACACAACCAUGACACGGCUGGAGAGCGCAGCCAGCGGCCGUUUUUGCGAGGAUACAGGCCGCCCACGGUCGAGUCGGUACGGUCAAGCCUCGACUUCCUCUCAGACAAUGGGAGUUCCGCUCGUGGGUCGACGGAGCAGUUGCGGAGGGAGCUGGAGGAGAUGGAAGUCGAGGAUCCUCCGCAGGCUUCGUCAUCGUCUUCUUCCUUCGCUAAACGUUUUACAAGUUUCAAACGGACGCUGUCAUCGAUAAACCUGCCGCUACGAAAAUAUAUUCCUACCUUCACCCUACCAUCCUUCGACUUUCAAUUUAAUAUAUGCGCGGGCAUAGAACAUCAGCAGAGGUGUAUUAUCAUACUGAGGGUCUUUGCUGUUUGUCUAGUCGCUUCUCUCGUUUACCUACUCUUCGUCUCAAACUUCUUUUCGUUCAGCAACAGGAUCAAUCAGGGCCAGAUAUACCAACCCGAGUCAGUCCGUGUGUUCCUGGAGAACCACAUUAAUGAAACCGCCAUAGGACAGAACCUCGAACGUGCCACCAAUUUCCCUCACAUUGCAGGCACAGAAGGGAACUACGUCCUGGCCAAAUGGGUGGAGGAGAACUUCAAGUCAUACGGGCUGGAGAGCGUCGAGUUGGAGAAGUUUGAUGUCUACCUCAACUACCCAAAGGAUGGCGGAAGGAGGGUGGCCAUCGUGGAUCCUCCCGAGGCGCGUUGGGAAGCGCAAAUCGAGGAGGACCAAGUAUACGCUGAUCCACCGCGGGAACAGACCAUGGUGUUUCACGGACUCUCUAAAUCAGGGAAUGUAACAGGACCGCUUGUAUAUGCAAACUAUGGAUCCAAAGAGGAAUAUAAAAAGCUUGCUGAUAUGGGCGUCAGCGUCAAAGGGUCAAUAAUCCUGGUCCGGCAUUACGGAAUGCAACCAGACGUGGCUCUAAAGGUCAAGGCCGCGGAACUAGCUGGUGCUGUUGGCUGUAUCAUAUACUCUGAUCCGGCUGACGAUGGAUUCCGGAAGGGGGACCCUUGGCCAAAGGGAAGGUUCAUGCCCAAGGAUGGAGUCCAGAGAGGUUCAGUUAACCGCAUUGCUAUGGCAGCCGGCGACGUCCUCAGUCCCGGGUUCGCUUCUCGGACAGAUGAAAAGAAACGACUGAAGGUUGACGAAGCCAAAGGCCUUCCCCAGAUUCCAAGCAUCCCUCUCUCUUGGAAGGAUGCCCAACACCUUUUGACUGCUCUCAAGGGCCAUGGCAAAAAGGUGCCCAAGGACUGGGCUGGAGGUGUUCCGGACAUCAGCGAAUGGUGGACCGGAAACGAAGGAUCACCCAAGAUCAACUUGAUGAAUUUGCAGGACGAAGUUGAGCGGCAGCCCAUCUACAACGUCAUUGGACGGAUAGUUGGCGUUGAGCAGUCUAAAAAUACCAUCAUACUUGGUAACCACCGUGACUCCUGGUGCUUUGGAGCGGUAGAACCUGGCAGCGGAACUGCGGUUCUACUAGAGGUUGCUCGUGUUUUUGGUGAGCUCAAGGCCCGUGGAUGGAGGCCGCUGCGGACCCUUGAGUUCGUCAGUUGGGAUGCAGGCGAGUAUGGAAUGAUCGGAUCGACAGAGCAUGUUGAAGACAGAAUAGACUUUAUCAGACCUAAUGCGUUUGCCUAUCUCAACGUGGAUGUUGCUGUCUCUGGUGAUAAAUUCUCUGCUAGAGGCUCACCCUUUUGCUACAGCAAUUUCGACUGGAUUCAUAAAACCGGUGACCCUGGUUUCUUAUACCAUCGUGCCAUGGGCCAGAUCUGGGGUUUACUCGCUUUGGAGUUAUGCAGUCGACCCGUCUUCCCGUUUGACAUGAAUAGGUAUUCCAAGGCCCUUUCGCAGUAUGUCCUGGAUUUGCACAAAUACGCCAAAAAGAUAUCCGUACCCCUGAAACCGCUCAAAAGUCAAAAUAAAAACGACGAAAAUAAACCUGACAAUGGCGCUGUUGACUUGCAGCCUCUAUAUGACGCAACCAACUCACUUAAUACCGAAGUUGCCAAAUUUCAUCAAUGGGAAGGGAAUUGGAAUGCCACUAUAUACGACCAGAACGGAUUUGAAGACGAUGUCUCGGCUAUCAGGCGCAUGGCUCACAACACCCACAUGGGCUACUUUGAAACAAACCUGCUAGAUCUAGAUGAAGGUGGAGGUGUCCCUAACCGCACGCAAUACAAGCACAUGAUAUACUCCCCUCAACUAUGGCCUGAGAACCCUGAGGAGGCAACUUACUUCCCUGCUAUUAGAGACGCAAUGGAUUCAGGAGACUGGACCCAAACCCAGGUCUGGAUCGAUAAAGUCUCUAAAAUUAUCACCAACGCAGCUGUCAACUUGAACCAAUAA
Nannizzia gypsea CBS 118893 is the source of this 2490-nucleotide messenger RNA. Its product is annotated as N-acetylated-alpha-linked acidic dipeptidase 2. The coding region runs from base 1 to 2490 and encodes 829 amino acids. The transcript is spliced from 3 exons. The record is from RefSeq and is a predicted model, not a curated record. Gene Ontology annotation, molecular function: carboxypeptidase activity. NCBI's taxonomy places the organism in Eukaryota, Fungi, Ascomycota, Eurotiomycetes, Onygenales, Arthrodermataceae.